AUGGAUGAGAAUGAUGAUCAGACGCCAGGGUCACAAGUCCUCAAAGCCGCAGAAAAUGAGAAACAAGCUGUCGAAAAUGCUGUCGAUAGCACGCAAGCUGAACCUGUCGAAUAUGGCGCAGACAAGAUGGGAACACUGCAAAGGCGGAUCGUGGUCUUCUCUCUGUGUCUGGCCCAAUUCUUAUACGCUUUGGAUAUUACGAUCGUUGCGACUGCAUUGCCGACCAUUGCCAGAACUUUGGACGCAACAGCCUCGGAGUAUGCCUGGGUCGGCAGCUCGUACACCUUGGCCAGCACAGCGUUGACUCCUAUCUGGGCCAAGAUGUCUGACGUCUUCGGCACGAAAAUAUUGCUGAUCCUGUCGAGUGUUAUUUUCAUGGCUGGCAAUCUGAUCGCGGCGUUGUCGAGCUCUGCGAAGAUGCUCAUCGUUGGCAGGACCUUCCAAGGCGUUGGUGGAGCCGGCCUUCAGAUACUGGUGACGAUCCUGAUCGGGGUACUUUUCAGGAUCGAGGAUCGUGCAAAGUAUUAUGGCAUCACCGCCGCCGUAUGGGCUGUGGCCGGAGGUCUUGGGCCCGUGCUAGGUGGAGUGUUUACGCAGUCGCUGGGCUGGCGAUGGUGCUUCUACAUCAACAUGCCCUUCGGCGGUGCGUCGUUGGUGAUGCUGGUUUUCGCUUUGAAGAUAGAGACGCCAAACUUGCCCAUUGCUGAAGGGCUUCGUGCAGUCGAUUGGACAGGUGCGACGUUGAUCGUGGCCGGCACAAUCUUAUUUCUUCUUGGACUCGAAACAGGCGCUGGAGGAUCCAAAGCCUGGGGAUCCGCUGAAGUUGUCUGCCUAAUCGUAUUUGGCGUUGUCCUUCUCGGCCUAUUCCUGCUAUUCGAAGCCAAGCUGGCGAGCAAUCCGCUGAUUCCGACUAGGGUUUUCUCUUCUCGGACGAAUGCCGCCUCAUUUGCGGUGACCUGCUUGCACAACUUUGUGUUCAUACCAUGCGACUUCUUUAUACCACUCUACUGUCAAGUUGUCGUAGGACUGUCGCCAAUCAUCUCUGGAGUUACCAUGUUCGCCUUCGUCUUUCCGGUGACUUUUGCGACCUGUCUGACCGGAUGGGUGAUCAAGCAGACCGGAAGUUACGUUUGGCCGAUGUACUUUGGUGCAGUAGUAACGACGAUUGGAAUGGGCCUCUUCAUCGACUAUGGUGUCGAAAGGGACUGGGCCAAACUCAUCAUGUAUCUCGUCGUCGCCGGCAUUGGUCUUGGCCCAGUUAUUCAGGCGCCACUGAUCGCCUUGCAAGCGAAUACAGAACCGAAGGAUUUGACUGCAGCAAUGUCAGCGAUGACUUUUGCGCGGACUCUUUUCACCAGUAUCUCGGUGGUAGUGGGGAGUGUUAUUCUCCAGAGUAGGCUUGGAGGUAGCUCGUUGAGCGAUUUGCACCAAGUGCGAGGCAAUCUGGGCGUUUAUGCCACAGCGCUGAAGAACAUGUGGGGCUUCUAUACAGCCAUGAGCGGGCUGAUGAUUCCUGCGGCGCUGCUUGUAAAGAGCAAAAUCUCAAGCGAGAGGUCAGAUUAG
Cercospora beticola is the source of this 1563-nucleotide messenger RNA. RefSeq lists its product as uncharacterized. Gene Ontology annotation, biological process: transmembrane transport. The record is from RefSeq and is a predicted model, not a curated record. Gene Ontology annotation, molecular function: transmembrane transporter activity. Gene Ontology annotation, cellular component: plasma membrane. Lineage: Eukaryota; Fungi; Ascomycota; Dothideomycetes; Mycosphaerellales; Mycosphaerellaceae.